Molecule: messenger RNA, 1092 nt
Organism: Kluyveromyces marxianus DMKU3-1042
Lineage: Eukaryota; Fungi; Ascomycota; Saccharomycetes; Saccharomycetales; Saccharomycetaceae
Gene: SPP1
Product: Spp1p
Exons: 1
Coding region: 1-1092 (363 amino acids)
Biological process (GO): positive regulation of DNA-templated transcription
Cellular component (GO): Set1C/COMPASS complex
Source: RefSeq, a predicted model, not a curated record
AUGUCUCUGCCUAGUUGGUGUCCUAAAUAUGACAACAGAAAGUAUGAUUCAAAGACCGGAGAAGAGGUCUAUUGUAUAUGCAAGAAACCAGAUUCUGGAGAACUGAUGGUAGGAUGCGAUGGAUGUGAUGACUGGUUUCACUUCUCAUGCUUAAAGAUACCUGAGAAAUAUAGAGAUCUGGUAUUCUCCUUUUAUUGCCCUUACUGUGCAGCAGGAAUAACAGGACCUGCUCUUACUAAUGGCGGAAAGUUACCGAAGACAGUAUGGAAGAGGAAAUGUAGGCUUCCGGACUGUUACCGUGAAUGUGAUUCCACUACUAAGAGUAAAUAUUGUUCAAGGGAACAUGGGUUACAAUAUAUGAGAGAAGCAGCGGAUAAAUUGUACCUGCCUGGUUUGAAUAAGAUUGGGCUAUUAAGACAGUUAUUACGCGAGACCAAAUCAUUAGAAGAAUUCAAAAGUAUGGGACGCGGUAGGCUCCCCGAAGUAAAUUUGCCUUUGUCAAAAGAAAAAUACGAUAGAAUAGUACAGGAGGAUCAGCAUUUACAACAAUUAAUAGAUGAGCGCGAUCAAUUAAUAUCACAGAAGUUUCCUAAAUUGAAUGACGAGGAAAUACAGGUGAAUACGUAUAUAGAGUGGGUAAACGAGAUAAAUGAACGUCUAUCCCCCCAAUCCAGUAAUCAAGCUACAUCCAAUCGGAAAAAGUCAAAAGCAUCUACUAAGGUGACUAUAUGUGGAUACCAUGAUGAGUACUCGAUACCUUGUACAGCAAACGAAUUCACGGAUAGAAUAAUAGAACUACGAAAGGCAGAAAACACUGAUGUGACCAGCAUUGACGGUGUAUGUUUGAAAACUAAAUGCGGAAAGCACCAAGACUGGAUUUUAUUGAAACAAGAUGAAUUGUCUCAACAGAAAAAUUCCUUAGAAAACAUCAAAAGGAGACUUCAAUUAUUGAUUAAUAUUAGAACAAAUCAAUUAGGUAUAUUAUUUUUCGAGAAUCAGAAUCGGGCGCUGUCUAAUAGUGGUCAAGAUACAAUUGCAAAUCAAAACCCACCUGACGUACUUUCUAACCAGCCAGAUGGUGUAAAGAGCUAG